AUGGCGAACAAACGGAACGAGGACGUCGAGAUGAAGGCCGUUGGCGGCCCCGAGUUUGCCGGCGAGAGAGAGACGGACACGUUCAUCCGCCGGAGCAGCUCCCGCAGCGCCCAUGUCGUCGCCGCCCCUAUAGCGCCCAUCAUCGACAAGAUCGACCACAGCCCCGGAGCCUCGAUCAUUGCCUACUGCCUGUCGUCUAUCAGCAUGACAGUGGUGAACAAAUAUGUCGUCUCGGGCGCGUACUGGAACCUCAACUUCUUUUAUCUCGCUGUGCAGUCUCUAGUCUGCACGGCCGCGAUUCUCAUAUGCAAGCAAUUGGGGCUGUUUAAGAACCUGGCUGCUUUCGAUUCGACCAAGGCGAAGAAAUGGUUUCCCAUCUCGUUGCUUCUCGUGGGCAUGAUCUACACGAGCACCAAGGCACUCCAGUUCCUCUCCGUGCCGGUCUACACCAUCUUCAAGAACUUGACCAUCAUUGUUAUUGCGUACGGCGAGGUGCUCUGGUUUGGUGGCAGCGUGUCGCCCAUGGCGCUCCUGUCGUUUGGCCUCAUGGUGCUCAGUUCCGUCAUUGCCGCAUGGGCAGACAUUCAGGCCGCCAUUGACGGCGUCGGACAUUCCCUCGAGACAUCGGAUGCGCUCUCUACCCUCAACGCUGGCUACGCCUGGAUGGGCAUGAACGUUUUCUGCACUGCUGCCUACAUCCUCGGGAUGCGCAAAGUCAUCAAGAAGAUGAACUUUAAGGACUAUGACACUAUGUUUUACAAUAACCUCCUGACCAUCCCGGUCCUGAUUGUCUGCUCGCUGGUGGCCGAGGACUGGUCCACGGUCAACCUCGCCAAAAACUUCCCGAUAGAGACACGCAACAGUUUGCUCAUCGGCAUGGUGUACUCGGGCCUAGCAGCCAUCUUCAUCUCGUACUGCUCGGCAUGGUGCAUCCGCGUCACGUCCUCGACGACUUACUCUAUGGUCGGCGCCUUGAACAAGCUCCCAAUCGCCAUCAGCGGCCUUGUAUUUUUCAAUGCGCCCGUCACAUUUGGCAGCGUGUCGGCCAUCUUCCUUGGCUUCAUAAGUGGCCUCGUCUUUACAUGGUCCAAGGUCCGGCAAAAGGCCAAGUCGGUCGGGAGUUCCCUGCCGACGACACAGCCCAUUAUGAGCGCCAGCUCGCAGAGUAACAGGGACGCGGCAAACUCAUGA
This is a messenger RNA of Lasiosphaeria miniovina, 1191 nucleotides long. RefSeq names its product GDP-mannose transporter. Lineage: Eukaryota; Fungi; Ascomycota; Sordariomycetes; Sordariales; Lasiosphaeriaceae. Bases 1 to 1191 code for a protein of 396 amino acids. Gene Ontology annotation, cellular component: Golgi apparatus. Gene Ontology annotation, molecular function: antiporter activity; GDP-fucose transmembrane transporter activity. The transcript has 4 exons. The record is from RefSeq and is a predicted model, not a curated record.